ACGUGGCUCCGGCUGACGUGGUUGCGUAAUGAACCGCUACCUUUGCCUCCACCACUGCUACUGCCGCUUGUAGCAUCAACACUUUGGCUACGCUGCUUUCGUAAAGCUGCCAGUUUGAGUCGUUGCAACCUCUGAGUGAUUGGACAGAGUCUUCAGCGGAUACCAAAAUGAUUUCGCUCACGGAUUCACAAAAGAUUGGGAUGGGACUGACGGGGUUUGGUGUGUUUUUCCUCUUCUUUGGGAUGAUGCUGUUUUUUGAUAAAGCUCUCCUUGCCAUUGGAAAUAUUCUGUUUGUCUCCGGACUGUCGUUCGUCAUCGGCCUCGAGCGUACCUUCAGGUUUUUCUUCCAGAGGCACAAACUAAAAGCCACCAGCUUCUUCUUGGGAGGAGUGCUGGUGGUUCUGCUUGGCUGGCCGAUUGUUGGGGUCGUUCUGGAGAUCUACGGUUUCUUCCUCUUAUUCAGGGGAUUCUUCCCAGUGGCAGUCGGAUUCAUCAGACGAGUGCCCGUGCUCGGGUCUUUGCUCAGCUUACCGGGGAUCAGUUCGCUGGUGGACAAAAUUGGUGAGAGCAACACGAUGGUAUAACGAAGAGGACAGUUUCAGCGUUUCUUACCGUCUCAUGGUGACUGUAUAUUUUGACCAUUGCCAUUCCAGAGCUGUGAAUCCAAACAUUACUCUGCACAAAAGACCCACGCAUCUGUGGAUGUCUGACUGACUGUACAUUUAAUUCUAUUAGAGGGAAACUGUUUCUAUCUGACUGCUACUGGAUAACAUUACCAAGAGAUCCUUUUUUUUUUUUUUUUUUUUUAAGGCUGAAAGCAGUUUCUCUUUUAUGUCAUUCCACUCUGAUAUUUAUGGACUGAUAAUCUGGGACCACUGGAUUAAUUUGGAGGACAGUGACAGCAUCUGUGUGCCUGAACAGACACUGAGGGCCUUUUUUUUUUUUUUUUUUUCCUCCAUGAAGAGUUAGUGGAAUUUUAUACUUAAAAUGUGCGGUUGAGCUAAAUGUGGCAGAAAUGUAAAAACAGUUUAUAUUGUCCUGGAUGGAAAUGUUUAACUGUAACUUUUCUAAGCGCUUGAAAUAAAGUGUGCGUUUUAUAAA
Oreochromis niloticus (Nile tilapia) is the source of this 1101-nucleotide messenger RNA. RefSeq names its product vesicle transport protein GOT1B. The transcript is spliced from 5 exons. Gene Ontology annotation, biological process: retrograde transport, endosome to Golgi; endoplasmic reticulum to Golgi vesicle-mediated transport. The record is from RefSeq and is a predicted model, not a curated record. NCBI's taxonomy places the organism in Eukaryota, Metazoa, Chordata, Actinopteri, Cichliformes, Cichlidae. Gene Ontology annotation, cellular component: membrane; endoplasmic reticulum. The coding region runs from base 168 to 584 and encodes 138 amino acids.